Messenger RNA from Chelmon rostratus (copperband butterflyfish), 5688 nucleotides. RefSeq names its product E74-like factor 2b (ets domain transcription factor) (gene elf2b). Lineage: Eukaryota; Metazoa; Chordata; Actinopteri; Chaetodontiformes; Chaetodontidae. Gene Ontology annotation, cellular component: nucleus. Gene Ontology annotation, biological process: regulation of transcription by RNA polymerase II; cell differentiation. Bases 2029 to 4110 code for a protein of 693 amino acids. Gene Ontology annotation, molecular function: DNA-binding transcription factor activity, RNA polymerase II-specific; sequence-specific DNA binding. The record is from RefSeq and is a predicted model, not a curated record. The transcript has 10 exons.
CACUUGAUGCAGGGGUGAAAGCCUGCUGCCAUAGAGAGGUCAGGGAUGUGAGCAACAAGUAGAAAUAACGAUGCCCACUUUCUGCUCAUUCAUGGUGUUGCAUUUGAUUUUCCACAUCAGAAAUGAUGGCAGUAGUUGUGUGAAGAUUGAAUGUGGAGAGCCUGCAGGAAGAAUUUCAGAUUCUGUCUACUUUGUCACCUCACCAUUUAUGGCAUGAAGUGCACCAGGCCACACUCCCCUUGUUACUGUUGCUACAUAUGUUUAGCUUUCUGCUCACACACAGUUUUUUGGUUGAAAUUCUUCGUAAUAUACGAAAAAAAUGAGUCCUUGAUUUCUGACAGCGAUUAAAAAAAGCAAGCCUCUCAUUUCUAGUUGGCAUAUGUUGAUUUUUGUUGGCUGAAAUGACAACUGUUGCUAUUAGAUUUUAUCAUCUUAUCACCAGAUUUUAUUAUCUUCAGCUGUCUUCACUAUUCCGCUGUCUGACAACCCUGUAAAGGGAUCUUAGAUAUGCACUUGUCUACAUAUGUACAUGAUAUUGUGCUAAAAGACUGGAGCUAAAACUGCAUGACCCAGAGAAAAGUCAGCAUCCUCACCAGCUGAAGAUUUGAAGACUUGGAAAUAAAGAAACAGCAUUGUUAAUGCACUAUAGGGUAGAGAUAGUUCGUGCUAGUAUUAUGUAAGUAUGAUAAUAAUAUUUUUUUAUUAGAACCCGUAACCCACAAACUAAUGUAGUAUGACUUGCUCACUGGCCUUGGAAGUAACACUGGGUUAGGUUACUACUGUUGUUAGCUAGUUAGCUUGACAUGCUAGUGUUUGUAGCUUACUAUAUGUUUGAGGAGACACGUUUGUAUUUUUGGAAAUGCCAAAAAAACCCCACCAGCCUCUAUGGGUGUGCAGUAUGGCCAAAAUCUUCUAUCAUGAUAAGAUAAGAGAUAAAAUAAGAUAAAACUUUAUUUAUCCCAGGCCGGCAAAAUUUGGGCAUUACAGCAGCAUGUAGUAGCAGUGGGAAGAAAAAUGGCAAGAGAGAUAGAGAAAUUAAAAAAAACAAAAUACAAAAUAUGGUAUGUGAUCUUGUGUCACAGUAACAGUAUAUAUCACAGUAUAGUUGUGUUUUACUUGUUGUUUAUACUUGUUAUGUAAAUUCAAAUGGUUUAAAAUAACCAUAUCAUACUUUAUCACAUGUGAUUAUUUUCUUCUUGUAUUUGGAAACUCCAUACAAAAAAACAAAAGCAGCUGCCUCACAUGAGACAACACAAGACUCAAAACAGUAAAACUAACUUUCUUUCAAAAUCAAAGCUUUAAGGUUCCAAAUGAGAACGCAUUCUCACUUACUUGAAAUACUUGUUUUAGGUUCAGGUGAUGGGUGGUGCCUGGGUAGAGCUUGCAGGAGGAGGGCUCAUCUGUAAUGAUGACUGUUUUUGCGUUGAUUUCAAUACUACAUGUGUUUGGACGUAUCCACAAUGUCAGCAAAACAGUGGAAAGUAAUAUCCAGGCGAGCAGAAAAGAGUACGAGGCAGCUAUACUCCAUGAAAUGUCAUCUGCACGCCACUCUAUCAUGUGGUACAUACCAUAUGACUCUACCAUCGCAUGGUAUGUACCCUCAUACAGCCCAACCCAACCACCCUCUAUACUCUUUAUAUAAAGAAUAUCUGCUUUUAUGCUAGUAAGAAUAGGUUUGUGUGUCUCUGUCUGUCUCUCCAUGCGUCUGCCUUCCCUUUCUAUUAUGUCCUAUUAUCACCCCACAGAGUAGCACAGGACAGGAACUUAGGCCCCUGUGGUGCUCCAGUCUGCCCUGCCUAGAUUGUUCACUGUGUUUGGGGGAUUGAUUUCCCGUCAGUGCAUUUCUUCCUGUAAUAGCAGACAGGCACUUCCUGCAGGAUACAAGAGAUCUGCGCCUUUAAUGAAGUCUUGAUCUACAGUUGGGACGGAUGGAAGGGGCUUUUGUUCACCAAACUGGUGGAGGCCACCAGACGGAGUUGCUGUGGCGAAUCUCUGGCUGUGACUGCUGAUCCCUGAGGAGCAUGAGUCAUGACCUCAGUGGUGCUGGUCGACACUGGUGGGAUGGUGGUGGAGUAUGUCACAGCUGAGGAGGACCCCCAGCAGCAGGAAGAAGAGUGUGAGGUGGACCUGGAGCUUGAAGGAGAGGUCGAAGGAGAGUGUGAAGCUGAGGCUGAGGACUACCCAGCAGUCAUAGUGGAGGAGGUACCCGGUGCCAGCCUGACUGAGGAGCAAGGUUACUCAGCCCAAGUGCUGGUAUGUGAGGAUGAGAUCUACCUGAUGCAAGAAGUGGGUGAUGAGCAGGAGGUGGAGACAGAAGGGGAGGCAGUGGAGGCCUCUGUCCAUGGCACCAGUAUCCACUGCUCUGACAAGACCUUUGAGGCUGCAGAGGCUCUGCUACGCAUGGAUUCACCUUCCAGCCUCAGAGAAGACCGUAGCCCAGAAGCUUUUGUCCCGCCUUGCGUAGCGACGCCGGACUUCCUUCACGCUGCCAUGCGUCCUGACAUGAUUGCAGAGACAGAGGUGGAGAUAUCAACAGAGGAGUGCUGUGAGGAGGAAGAUGUGGAGAUGGUCACCCUGCUUGAAGAGCCAGAACCAGAGCCCGGCCAAGAGCCUGUCCGGAAGAGAAGAGCUGGAAGGAAGCCAAAGACGCAUCAGUCAGCUAUUUCCAACGGCUCACCAGACCUUGGCAUCAAAAAGAAAUCAAGAGAAGGGAAAGCAGGGAGUACCACCUACCUAUGGGAGUUCCUGUUGGAUCUCCUCCAGGACAAGAACACCUGUCCCAGGUACAUCAAGUGGACCCAGAGAGAGAAGGGCAUCUUCAAACUGGUUGACUCAAAGGCUGUGUCCAAGCUGUGGGGUAAACACAAGAACAAGCCAGACAUGAACUAUGAGACCAUGGGACGGGCACUCAGAUAUUACUACCAGCGUGGAAUCCUCGCCAAGGUAGAGGGCCAGCGGCUGGUUUAUCAGUUCAAAGAGAUGCCCAAAAACAUAGUCAUCAUCGACGAUGACAAGGCAGAGAGGCCCGCCACUGACAGUCUGAUCGGGUCAGAAACUGUCACAUCCUACGAGCGUGUUAUGCCUUCGCCAGACAUGCUGCUGCAGGCGACCGAGCUGCCAUCCUCCAAGAAGCCCAACAUCCUGCGAGGUGGGAACAGGGCCAACCUGGUCCACGCUCCUGUCGCCACAGGCAGCAAGACAGCGGCAGGGGGUGGUGCAACAAUGGCAGCAGGGUUACCGAGGAUAGUGAGUGUUUCAGGAUCAACAGAUGGAAGUCAGACCCAGCAAUCUCACGCGGCUAUCAUCUCUAACGCCACCGGGCCCAGGACGGUGCGGGUGGCUAUGCAGGUGCCUGUAGUCAUGACAACAUCGCUUGGUCAGAAGAUCUCCACCGUUGCUGUGCAGCAGCCUGCAGGAACGACGGGGCCAGCCGGCCACACCACCCUCCUCACCAACACUUCUGCUGUCGGUGCUGCUGCUGGUAACACCAACUCACAACAGAAGGUUGUGAUCCAGACUAUUCCCACCAUGGUCCCAGCCACAGCAGAGAACGGAGACAAGAUCACUGUCCAGCUGGCAAAGAUCAUAACAAUUCCAGCCCACCAGUUAGCCCAGUGUCAGCUCCAGACCACCACAGGCACAAACAAGCCCAGCAUCGGGGCCUCCCCAGCAGGCAUCAGCCUCCUCGGAAGCCCCCUGACCGUCCGAGCUCUGGCACCUGUCAACGUCGCCCCAGGAACGCAAGUGAUGAGACUCACUGUACCAACGCAGACACAACAACAAACUCUAGUGGUGUCACAGCCGGGUAGCGGGGCGGGGGUUGUCACGGUAUCAACAGCCAGUCAGACGGUGACGACACAGCCUCAGCUCAUUAGCGGCAUCAUUAAUGGUUCAGAGCUGGUCCUAGGAGCGCCCGCAAGUGGAGCAGUGGAGAAGCUGAAAUCCACAGGAGUCCAGGUCCAAGCUGUGCAGGUGCCAGUGGCAGUCCAGCAGAACCAGAUGAACCCCAAAACUGUCCAGAACGUUCAGUCAGAGGCCGUGGACGCUGAGGUCGUUAUCAAACUGGAAACGCCUGACGUGACGAUAAAGACAGAGGAGCCUGAGUGGUGAAAUGCACACAUCUACCGAUAUCCAUCUUUUUCCUCUGUCAGAGAGGGUUAGUUUGUACAUGUCUGACGUCAUUUUUACUCUUGUAAAAACCAGCAGCAGUCUGUGAGACUUUAAAGCCUCCUGAAGGCCUGUUUUUAUUCCUGAACCUGUCCUCACAUCUUCCCUGUUGCUGCCUAGAACUUUUCUGAACGAAGCCUGUCUCCCUCAGAACCACACUGAAACCUCUGAGUGCUGCAUAGGGGGUCAAACUGUACUCCGUAACAAAGGAAUCCACACAGACUUCAAAGGAACUUGUUGGGAAGGUUAAAGGGACCAACUUUGAUCACUACAAUUAAUGUCUUUUAAAUAGAACGCUGUCACUGACUCAAAUUGGGAAAAACAAAGACCCUUGAAGAUACAAAAAAGAUGAAACACUACGAAUUUGAGGCAAAUAAUUACAAAAUGUGAACUAUCAAAUUAAAAAUCGAUACAGUGGGGGUGUAAUGAAGCUUUUGUAAAGACCAUUUGUUUAUAAUUUUGCCUCGACAGAUGCUAAAACCAGCAACUUGUUUUUUUUACUUCCAUCACUGUGCAAAUCAAGUGUGGGUGGUGCUAUGAGUCCUAAACGAGUGAGAGAAAAAAGAAAGUGGAGCUGCAAGAAGCUCCAGUAAGGAAUGAUGUCGGACAGAAAAUGGUCCUGUUUGUACAUAUAUACAGUAUACAUAUAUUAUCUACUAUACAGUUUACAGAGCUAAAGUUAACAGAACAGCCUUAGGUUUUAAUUUUGACUUUCUUUUCUCAUGUAUUGUCUGAACAGUAAGCUGAAAUUUGUUUUUGUGUUUCCUACCUUGUACCAAGCACAGUAUUAUGAAAACUAGGGGAACUAAUAUUUGUAUUCUUCUUCUUAUUAGUUCCUCUGUCUCUACCAGGCUGUUAAACGUUCAUUUAGAUUAAAUCUUACAGAAGAAACAGCAACAUGUUGUAGGUCAGUAGCCAGAUUGCUUGCAGUACGUCCUCCAGCACCUAGGAAAAUCUCUAGGCUUGAAAUUCAGACUUUGACAAAAGGAUCUUGGCUAUUACUCAGUGUAUUUUUAUUUCCUUUUUGGACAGAUGUUUGCUCUUUUCACAAUCUUACACAGUCUGGCUACAUGGAAAUGCAAAGAAAUAUGACUGAGCUGAUGCAUGUGCUGAGCUGUACCAUGUCUUUAAAAAAAAUCCAAAUUGAAAAAGGAAUGUAUGGAAACCCAGAUCUAGAAUGCAAUGAAGCAACUAAUUAUAAUUAUUGAAAAAGAGGCAGUGAAAAUGACAAGUUUAUGCAAAAUGGCUGUGAGAAAUAUCAAACCACUGUGGAUCCAAGGUGAGGUAAAACAGAGGAUCGAUUUGCCAGCAUACUUUUUUUUUUUUUUUUUUACUGCUGUUUUGGUCCUGCCCCUGUACUUAUUAUUUUUUUAUAUAUAAAGAUGGAAAAUGGAGAGAAAGAUGUUUGUGUUCAGACAGAACUGUUUGUAUAUUCAACAUUUGAAGUAUAUUCUAUUUUGCUGUACUCUUGUUUCAAAGUGUAUUAGAUUUUACUGAGCUAUAAAGACAUUUGAAACCUGA